UCAGCGAGGAAAUUUUCUUAGAUGACUACUUCUACAUUAACUUUUUUCUAAGUUAAAAAAAAAGUAGUCUGCUAUAUAAUAACAUUGCAACAAUUGUUGAAAUUGCAUUUGUCUAUGCGUAUGCUUGUGAAUGGUGCUGCAUCUUCCAUUUGUUCGUAAACAGCUUCAAUGAACCCAAAUGCACCUGUUGAGAUUGCAAGCCCAGGGCUGCCAGCACAAAUCUCCACAUUCGCAGUGCUUGACCUGGAAACGUCGAAUUUGCCAGUGCAUAACCGUAAUCGGGUUAGCAUCACCGAACUUUGCAUCUACGCAUUCGAUCCUGCAGUUUUAAAAGGCAGCGCAGAAACGCAGGAGGAGCUGCAAACACUGGGCAGGAUUUCAUCACCGAUCCUCACGAAUAGGGUACCAGAGCCGCCGAGAGUAAUGCACAAGCUUAAUUUACUAUUCCAGCCGUCAAUGAUGGUGCAUCCGGACGCAGAGAGAGUCACAGGUUUAAAUAACUACAUACUGGAACGCGAAUCAAAGCUGGACGAGAACGCGGCCCAUAUUGUAUUGAAAUUCUUGGAGCAUUUGCCCCCACCAGUUUGUCUGGUGGCACAUAAUGGCUGGGAGUUUGAUUUUCCCAUUGUUAGGAACGUAUUUGAGAAGUUAAAGUUGAAUUCACCCCCAUCCAUUCUGUGUGUGGACUCGUUGCGCGCCUUUAUGGAAAUCGAUGAUAAACUAUCAGUGAAAAAUGAGGAUUUACCGCCUAAUUUUAAUAUUGAACCGAAGCAGACAUCAGAAUCAAACACAAACUGGCAGGCAGUUAACGAAACAACACCGAAGCGACCAAUUCUGUCGCAAGAAAAUGCUAGUCUCAAGCGCAAGAUUUUAAACGAUGAAGAUGACGAUAAAGAUGCAGACACAAUUUGUUCGGAUGCCAAGCGUAGUUCAGGAGACUUGCGAGUACGCCGACAACUAUUCACUGGCCUGAAAUGUGCGCAAACUAAACGUUAUCCACCACGCGGACGGUAUAGAUUAUCCCAUCUAUAUGAACGCACAUUCGAGCAGCCGGCAGAAAAUUGUCAUCAAGCUGAAGCGGAUGUAAUAAUGCUCACAAGGCUCAUUCAACGCUAUGGUGUUGAUUUUCUUGCAUUUGCCGAGGAGCAAGCCAUUCCAUUCAAAGAUGUUGUACCACUUGGUAGCAAGUCUUCAAAAUAGUAUUCAUUUUUGGUGUACACGUUGCAAGCCAUUCCAUUCAAAGUUGGUGUACCACUUGUCUUCUUCUAUGCAGUAUAAAUUUUAAAUACAGAACACCUGCGUGAUUAUUUGAAAGUGUUAAUAUUUUUAAAUAGCGCAAUAUAUUUUUAUAU
Drosophila grimshawi is the source of this 1352-nucleotide messenger RNA. Its product is annotated as three-prime repair exonuclease 1. The record is from RefSeq and is a predicted model, not a curated record. The transcript is spliced from 2 exons. Gene Ontology annotation, cellular component: cytoplasm. Gene Ontology annotation, molecular function: nucleic acid binding; 3'-5'-DNA exonuclease activity. The coding region runs from base 169 to 1200 and encodes 343 amino acids. Gene Ontology annotation, biological process: DNA catabolic process. NCBI's taxonomy places the organism in Eukaryota, Metazoa, Arthropoda, Insecta, Diptera, Drosophilidae.